Messenger RNA from Colletes gigas, 2555 nucleotides. RefSeq names its product AMME syndrome candidate gene 1 protein homolog. The record is from RefSeq and is a predicted model, not a curated record. The transcript is spliced from 5 exons. Lineage: Eukaryota; Metazoa; Arthropoda; Insecta; Hymenoptera; Colletidae. The coding region runs from base 63 to 695 and encodes 210 amino acids.
UGGGAGACGAGUGGGUCGAGGACCGAUCGUGUCCACAGUAGCCGCGUCCGUCGUGAGAGUCGAUGAAGAAAACAUGGCUGCAGAAUGGCACACAGUUGAGGAAUGGUGUGAUAGUGAAACCCGAGAUGGGCUUCUUUUGCUUCGAUGUCCUCUAUUGUCAAUUACAUCAGCUUGACCCUCCAAAAUCGCCCAGCUUCAGUAAUGAAGCCUUCCCAUUAUUUGUAACAUGGACUACUGGUAAAGAUAUGAGGCUAAGGGGCUGUAUUGGUACAUUCAAUGCGAUGCAAUUACAUGCUGGUCUUCGAGAAUAUGCGGCAACCAGUGCGUUCAAAGAUUCACGUUUUAAUCCUAUAACACGGGAAGAACUUCCACGCUUACAUGUAAGCGUUUCAAUUUUGAGACACUUUGAGGAUGGUGUCGAUUAUUUAGAUUGGGAAGUGGGUGUUCAUGGAAUUCGUAUAGAAUUUCACAAUGAAAAGGGUAACAAACGGACUGCGACUUAUUUACCUGAUGUUGCAACAGAGCAAGGGUGGGACCAGAUACAAACAAUAGACUCACUACUACAUAAAGGUGGUUAUAAGGGACUGGUCACUCCAGAUAUUCGGCGUAGUGUGAAAUUAACACGAUAUCAGAGUGAAAAAAUUACUGUAAGCUAUCAGGAAUAUAUGUCACAUUGGCAUACUCGAAGAUGCUAGCAGCUGGCCUGGGGUCCUAGUCAAGGACCCCAAUUAUCUCAAAAUUCUAUUGCAGUUCACUAUAACACUGACACCUCUCAUACUUCUCAUUUACCAUAUAAUAGUACUCAAUAUAACUCUUACAUGGCCAGUCAAGAACACGGGUUAGUGAUGACACAGCGCAAUCAUCCUACAUCUUUUAUACAUCCCCUUCCAAUGCCCCCUGUUUCACCUGUUAUGGUGCCAAUAUGGGAUUAUUCCUCAUUUUGGUGGGAUCAAGCAGGUCAAUCCUAUUCUCAUUUACAUCCCCACAUGCAUCCUCCUCCUUGUGUUCAUCGCUUUUCAUCCCAAGAAUGUGCGGAACGUGGAAUUCGUAAACGCAAAUGACAUUGGAGGCGGUUGUUGUUUGCAAUUUUUCAUUGUUUGAAGUGGUGCCUAUUAUACUUUGUAUGUUUAUGCAUACACAGUUUUCCCCUUAUGAUACAGCAGAGUUGUCCUUGAAAAUAAUAAAAUUUUAUGUAUGAUGGCACUGUCUUAUUUCUCUAAUAAUUUUCACAUGGUACAUAAACCAAAUUAUUAGUUACCUAAUAAUUGGUAUAGAUAAUUAUAAAAUAUAAUAAAAAUUGCAUUAACUUUUAACUUCAAUAUUAAUAAUCAUUAAUCAGACUACAUGUCGAGUACUCAGAUUUUUAAACUUAUACUAAAAUUUAAUUACUUUGUCUCGCAUGCUUUCAUGCGUUUGUAACUUACAUGACGCUAUUCAAUCAACAAACGGAAUAAAAAUAUAAACUUAGCUCUGCCAUCAUACUUAUCACAUGUCCAUUUACAUUUAUGUCUGCAGUAUACGAGUGACAUAAACAUAAACAGUGAUGCUGCCUGCAAUUCACUGCCUGCUUAAUAAGGUUUAAUGUACAAAUUCAUGCGAAAAUAUGUUUGUAUUAUUCGUAUACUACGAAGAACAUAUAAUAUCAGUCUUAGGUCUAUACAUAAACUAGGGGUGUGUGGGAUUCUGAUUAAGACGAGAAUAUUUUUCGGGGUCAGGGCAGGAUCUCGAGAAUGUUCGGAAUUUCCAAAAAUACUGCAACGCCUGAUAGUUUUCGAUUUUUAGAUAUACAUAUCGUGAUAAUCGAAAAAGCUUAUGUUACUAAUAUUGUAGAAAGGAUUGAAAAUUUCAAGAAUACUGGUACAUAUUUCCGAAUAGAUAGUUAAUUUUGUACACUUUUGGGAAACCUGGAUAUUUUUGGAAUCCCGAACACACGAGUUUUUUUCGGGAUCGUGCAUACCUCUACAUGUAUAUAAAUAAAUAAAUGAAGGGUGAAAAAACACAGAUUUUCUAUUAAUAGUGUUUCCUUCUAUUAAUGUUCUGUUAAUUUAUGUAUAGCAUAAAGUUACUAAUUACAGCAUAAUUUUUGUAUAAUUACAUAUUUUUAUGACAAGUUAUGAAGGGUUUGCAUACAAAAUUGCAUUAGUAUGGAUUAAGUAAUUAGUCAAAAUAAUAUGCUUUAUUCCUUCAAGAAAAUUAGAAAUGAAGAACGUUUUUCGGUCUUUCUUAUUGUUGUUCUUUUAUAUGUGAUGAUUGAUCCAUAAAUAGUAAUAAAUAUAGUAAUUUUAAACUUAUUAAUUGAAAUUCCUUUGUACUAAUGGUAUAAAUAAAAGAUUUGUAUUGCAUUAUGUGCAAGUAGUUAUAUAUAUAUGUAUUAUAUUUAUUCAUCUGGGUUUGCGAAGGUGUAAUCCGCAAGAGUGGCUAUCUCAUAGAUUUCGUCGUAAUUCUAUUUUGUUUUUUUUUUUUUUUUUAUACCAUUGUUACAUUGAAAUUUAUUUUCAUAAUUAUAGUUAUAUUAUAGUCCAGCAUUGUAUUAUAGCAAAGAAUUUACACCAAUG